Coccomyxa subellipsoidea C-169 is the source of this 2225-nucleotide messenger RNA. RefSeq lists its product as hypothetical. NCBI's taxonomy places the organism in Eukaryota, Viridiplantae, Chlorophyta, Trebouxiophyceae, Coccomyxaceae. The transcript is spliced from 14 exons. The coding region runs from base 339 to 2225 and encodes 628 amino acids. The record is from RefSeq and is a predicted model, not a curated record.
CGAUAUUACUGCAGGAUACUUCUGCUUCGUACCGUGCAUGCAAAGCUCUAGAAAGUAGGACUGUGCAGAGGGCAUUAGAUUCGAGCUAGCUUGCAUACGCGACCUUAGUAGCACGCUGCAGAAAGGGCUGCUCAAUUAUUAUCUUGACAGAAGCAAGGACCAGUUGUAGGGAUCUCCUGUUCAAAAAAGAGGCUGAGGCGCGAGACAGCGCAGUAUUUCAACAGUCUCCCAGCUGCGCUUAACUUUCGACGGAACCCUUCAGCCAGAAGGGACUGGUUGAAGGGUCAUUCUUGCACAGUCUCGUACCUAGCUCAGCAUAGACUUAUCUGGUUUUUCAAAUGUGGAAGCUGUUUACUCUGGUUGUUGUGGGGUAUGCGGCGUUCAUCCCACAUGGCAGAGCAGAUGUCCAGGUGAAGGGGUUUCCAGGGUCAGGCAGCGCUGCAGGCCAGCUCUCCUUCCCAGGUGCUGACCAGAACAGAUAUUCAGUGGCAUUUACAUCUUACCUGGCAACACCCACGUCCCAGGCUGCAGAGGCGUUCCAGCCGCUGCAGUGGCGCACCCGCAACACAAACUUCGAUGACCCUGAGUCCUCGCAGGCGACAGAGGACCGCUCUAGCAUUCCCUCAGUCGUCAACACGCAGAUGCUCAACCCGCUGACACAGCAGGCUGACCCCUUGGCCAAGGUGUCAUUCCCCGGAGUGAGCGUGGCGGAUCAGGAGCGCGCGAAUGUGCGGCCGCCGAAUCCAUCUCUCUGCGUCGGCAACGGCUUUGUCAUCGAGCUCACCGACCUGGUGUUCAAGGUGUAUGACUUGAGCGGCAAGUUCCUGGCAGGCCCCGUCUCCGUCAUCGACUUCUUCGGCUCAAGCCUCGACGGUCGCUUCACAGACGCCGCAUGUGUGUUUGACAGCGCGGACACACAGCGGUUCUACAUCACGGUGCUCAACUAUGAGCUGCAGGGCGGGCUGCACCUGUCGCGAUCGCAGCUGGCCAUCGCAGUAUCUGCCAGCGCCAAUCCGGCCGAUGGAUUCCUUGGACCGUUCACCGUGCCCACCAUGGGCCUCGAUGCAGGCGCGCCCCCCUUGUCGUGUUCAAAUCCAUAUGAGCCCUACAGCAGGCAGCCUCUGCCCGGUCUGGAGGCGUGCAAGAGCCCCAACACGGCAGCGCUGCCGGACGGAUGCCUCGGCGCGCAGCCGGCAAUCGGCAUCGACCAAUUUGGCCUCUGGGCGGGGCUGAACCUAUACCAGAUCAACAGCGAGGCGGUGGGCGGCAAGUACACUGCGCCGCUGCUGCUGGCCGUCUCCAAGCGUUCCCUCCUCGAGGCCAAAAGAUCGCAGCCGGCCUACGCCGCCUUCUCCGGCUGGGCCGCCGACGCCAGCUUCUCCCUGGUUCCCGCCGUGACUCAGGGCGGCAGCAAGCAUGCGACGGCCAACGGCGGCACGGCGCUUGUCAUGACGAGUGGUGCGGCGAUGACUCAGGCUGAGUCACCCACCGCCGUGCUCAUGGCCUGGUCCAUCUCCAACACAUCCACCCUCAUGCGCCCGGGGUUCCCCCGCAGCGGCCUGCCAGAGCUGUCAGGCGAGGUCGCGCUGAAGAGCUAUGCGUUUGCGGACCCGUCAGCGGCCGGCGUGGUGGUGACUCAGCCGGACGGAGGCAUCGCCCUCGACCCACAGGACUCCCGCCUCACCCAAGUGUCCUACUACAACGGCAUGCUCUGGACUGCGGCGGCCACAGCAGUGCUGAUAAACAAGCAGGGGUCGCCCCUGGAGGGCGCCAUCUGGUGGGCCAUCGAGACCGGAUUUGUCAGCGGCGCAGACGCCAACUCAGCCGAUCCGGUCUUCACCGCACGCAUCGCCUCUCAAGGGUAUGUGUCGGUGAUGGGCAACCACAUCAUCAACCCCGUAAUCACCCCUUCCGGGGCAUCCGGGACCGUUACGGGCAUCCUGGCCGCCAGCCUCGUGGGGCCCGACUACCACCUGUCCCCCGUAUGGACCCCCGUCAACAUGCAGCUUGGUGCCGGGGCGCUGCACACGCCUAUUCUGGCCAAGGCGGCGCUGACUGGACCGGCAGGCGACAACAUGGCAGGUACGCUGCUGCACGGAGGCUCCGCUGCCACCACUGACUCCAACGGCCUCGCCUGGGUCGCCUCGGAAUGGGCUAAUAAGCCGGUGGACUUCUGCCAGAACAGCCAGCUGCUGCCAUACCAGACACAAUGCGCCAACUGGUAA